Molecule: messenger RNA, 339 nt
Organism: Gongylonema pulchrum
Lineage: Eukaryota; Metazoa; Nematoda; Chromadorea; Rhabditida; Gongylonematidae
Source: the annotation of a GenBank genome assembly
AUGAUACAAAUGAUUCGACUGAUGGAUGGUUUACUUCGAGCCGAUGGCCUGGAUUUACGUCUUACGCCAUAUUCCGUUCUUGCAACAUCCACGUCCGAAGGAUUUGUGCAAUUCGUCAAAGCUAUUCCUCUUCGUGAAGUGAUUUCAAAUUGGGGCACUGUUCAGGUUUUGUCUGAGUAUUGUGAUCGGCAUUUGCACAAUCUUUUGCUAUGUGAAAACGGGAAAAUGUUUCAUGUGGAUUUUGGUUAUAUUCUUGGACGUGACCCAAAACCGUUUGCGCCACCGCCGAUGAAAUUGACCAGUGAAAUGAUCAAUGGUAUGGGCGGCUCACAUAGGUAA